This is a messenger RNA of Leptosia nina, 819 nucleotides long. Lineage: Eukaryota; Metazoa; Arthropoda; Insecta; Lepidoptera; Pieridae. The record is from the annotation of a GenBank genome assembly.
AUGAUAGCCCCGAAGCUCUCAUUCAUCAAACAAUGUUUGUCUCUUGCAACGCCGUUCGCAGCUUCAAAUUCUAAGUUAAUAAAGUUGUGUACAAAAGAAGCACAGUCUUUGAGGUCUUAUCACAAUAUCAACUCAUCUUUUAACCGCUGUCUCUCGUCGGGCCCGCAGGAUCCGAUUAAAUACAAGCAACUUGAACCAAAACGUUAUAACAAUGUUGCAAAGCAACUGCCACUCUCGAAGCUACCUCUGGAUGUGCUCAACUUGUCUAUGUUUCGACGUAAAAAUAAACCGAACAAAAAAAAGAAACGCAUCCCGAGGUUGAUAUUGUUACAGAAUCCCUUCACUUGGCUCAUGACCAAAAUUGACUUUAUUGUGCUAAGACGAGUUUGGGAUUCCUCAUUUCGGGAGAGAGAUUUUAAAUUUGGAACUACACAGGCCAUAUCCCGCGUAACGCAUAUUAUAAGCGAAGGUCAACUUGGAGAACUGAAUGGUUUACUGACGAAGCCAGCUCGAUUGAGCUUGGUGCGAGAGCUGGAUCGAAAUUGGGGCGAAAGACAAAGAUCUCUAUUGGCUCUAAAUCAUGGGGAUAUUCAAAUAUCAUCGCCGCGGAAAGUCUAUUUUAUAAGGAUAGCUGAUAAAAAGUUUUGUGACGUCGACAUGGCCUUCUUAGCACUAAAAUGGGCUCCAAUAAACAACAUAGACGCGCUGAUUUUCACGGAAAUCUUCGCUCGUUUCCACCGCGAAUAUACGCCGAAUUGCAUUCCCGAAUGGACCAUAGCAUAUUUCAAAGUAACCAGAUUCGAAGUUUUAAGACGAUAG